Styela clava is the source of this 814-nucleotide messenger RNA. RefSeq lists its product as uncharacterized. The record is from RefSeq and is a predicted model, not a curated record. NCBI's taxonomy places the organism in Eukaryota, Metazoa, Chordata, Ascidiacea, Stolidobranchia, Styelidae.
UUUAGAUAAAUAUGACGACACUUAUCAGCAAAAUCGCAUUCAUCCUAUUUAUUAUAAAAUCGUCACUAGGUGACGUUUUGGAGUGUGAACAAAUAUGUAGUGGAAUUACGAAAUCCAUUCCUAAGCCAUUGAGAGGGAGGCCGGGACCUCCUGGAUCAACGGACUAUAAAGCUAUUGAUGAGGCUGUGGAAGUAAAAAUGAAGGAGUUGACAAAGUCCCUGGAUCUGAAGAUGAUAGAAAUGCAGAAAAAAUUUGAAGAAAAAUUGGAAAUGACUGUUCAAAGUCUGAAAAAUGAAAUUUCAAGCACGAAAGAAGCUCUGUGCCACGUUCGAUACAACGAGAAAUGCUUUUGGAUCGUCGCCCAAACAGGCACGAAUUUUAAGGUCGGUGAGGAGACCUGUGCAAAAGUUCCCGGGGGAAAACCCGCAAAUAUUUACGACCAAAAGCAUUAUGAUUCAAUAAUUAAACACAUGAGGUCUCAAAUAUCUCCUGAUGUAUUUGGGUUGUAUCUCUGGAUCGGGAUGACCUAUGACUUUCAGAGCAAAAAUGUUAAAUUGAACGACGGCAAGACAUCAACAUUCGUCAAAUGGAGAGAGCAUUACCCAGGAAUGACUCAUGAAUAUACAGGGCUCCUCAUAAUGGCAAGAAGAGACGCGGCAGGAAAAUUUGAAGGAAUUUAUAAUCAGAAUCCGAAGUACAAAAAGCCUGGAGUUUUAUGCGAAGCUUGAAUUUUAAAUAUAUUAAAUAUGAGUUUAAUAUUUAUGCGCCAUAUUUUAUGAACUACUUGAUAUGUGGCAAUAAUAUGGCUACUUAA